Rana temporaria (common frog) is the source of this 2728-nucleotide messenger RNA. RefSeq names its product protocadherin gamma-B6-like. The record is from RefSeq and is a predicted model, not a curated record. Gene Ontology annotation, molecular function: calcium ion binding. The transcript has a single exon. Gene Ontology annotation, cellular component: plasma membrane. Gene Ontology annotation, biological process: homophilic cell-cell adhesion. NCBI's taxonomy places the organism in Eukaryota, Metazoa, Chordata, Amphibia, Anura, Ranidae. Bases 183 to 2666 code for a protein of 827 amino acids.
CUUGGUGUCACUACUAGACUAUACAAUGUUUUGUACUGUUAGAAUGUACAAACUGGAUCCAGCCUCAAUGCAGAUACUAAGGAAAACUGCAAGUAGUUUCCAUUUUGCUUUCUGAUGCCAUAUUUACAAUACUUUGGAUAUUUUAUUCUGUGAAGGAGCAGAAGCUAUAGCUACUUAUCACAAUGCUGAAUACAGAAAGAAACAGAAGCACCAGGAUGAUGUUUAUAUGGCAAGUAUUUUAUUUUACUUCAUUUUUCUUUGAACACAUCUCUGGUCAGUUGCAAUAUUCUAUACCUGAAGAAUUAAAAAAGGGAUCUGUGGUUGGGAAUGUGGCUAAGGACCUUGGGUUGAGUGCUAAAGAUCUAACAAUGAGAAAAUUUCAAAUUGUUUCUCAAGCCAAAAAGCAGUAUUUUGGAGUUAAUCUUGAAAAUGGAGACUUGAUUGUUGCAGAAAGAAUUGACAGAGAGGUGUUAUGUGGAACAAAACAAACAUGCUUUAUAAAUUUGGAGGCUGUUAUAGAAAAUCCCUUGCAGUUUUACACAAUUACUGUGGAAAUCCAGGAUGUGAAUGACAACUCUCCUACUUUUUCCAAGAAAUACUUUGACAUAGGCAUCAGUGAAUCAGCAAGUCCUGGAACACAGUUUUCUUUAGGUAUUGCACAAGAUCCUGACUUAGGUUUCAAUGCUGUAACUAGCUAUGCACUGAAUGGUAUUGAAUACUUUAGCCUUGGAGAAAGAACUACCAAGGAUGGCAUUACAUAUCCAGAAAUCAUACUAGAAAAGUCUCUGGACAGAGAAAAGCAAAGUUUCUAUGAGCUGAUUUUAACUGCUUUUGAUGGCGGAAAGCCUCAGAAAUCUGGGACCGCUAUAGUGAAGAUUGUUGUUCAAGAUGUCAAUGAUAACUUCCCUGUGUUUACUCAAGAUACCUAUAACAUAAGGCUACCUGAGAAUGUGCCUGUUGGCUUUACAGUAACUCAUCUGAAUGCAACUGAUGAAGAUGAAGGAACUAAUGCCUUAAUUUCAUAUUCAUUUAGCAACAUUCCUGAAACUGCUCGUCAAAUAUUCAGUAUUGGUGCUCAAAAUGGGGAUGUUAAAAUCAUAGGAAAUUUGGAUUAUGAAAGUUCAGACACUUAUGAAAUGACUGUAGAAGCGAAAGAUGGUGGAGGUCAUGUGACAAAUUGCAAGUUAUCUAUACAGGUGAUUGAUGUGAAUGAUAAUGUCCCAGAAAUAACAAUCACAUCUCUCUCAGAAACAAUUCCAGAAAAUUCCCCACCUGGUACAGUGAUAGCAUUGAUUAAUGUUCGUGAUUUGGAUUCAGGAACGAAUGGUGAAGUUGCAUGCCAGAUAUCUAAUACACUUCCUUUUCAACUAAUACCAUCAUCAAGUAGCUACUAUAAACUUGUUACUGCAUCAAACAUGGAUCAAGAAAGAAAUUCUUUGUACAACAUUACAAUUCAAUGUAUUGACAGUGGAUCUCCUCCAAUGUCGAGCAAUAAGCAAAUGAAGUUAAUUAUCUCUGAUGUGAAUGACAAUCCCCCUCUUUUUGAAAAAAUGAAUUAUCUCAUCUAUAUUGCAGAAAAUAAUCAGCCAGGGACCUCAGUACACAAAGUCCAUGCUUUAGACAUUGAUCGUGAUGAGAAUGGAAAAAUCACUUACAGCAUUAUAAAUAGUGACAUAGAAUCUAUUCCAGUGUCAUCUUAUGUUUCCAUAAACUCAAUGACAGGGAUUCUUUAUGCUCAAAGAUCAUUUGACUAUGAACAGUUACGAGAAUUUCAGUUCCAGGUGAUGGCUAAGGACAGUGGAUCCCCUCCUCUAAGCAGUAAUGCCACCAUAAGAAUAUGUAUCAUAGAUAAGAAUGAUAAUGCCCCUAAGAUUCUGUAUCCAUCACCAGAAACAGAAGGAUCAUCUUUAUUUGAAUUUAUCCCCCACUCUGCUGAGAAAGGUUAUCUAGUGACAAAAGUAAUUGCAGUGGAUUCUGACUCUGGACACAAUGCCUGGCUUUCUUAUAAUUUACUGCAUGUUUCAGAACCUUCAUUAUUUGUUAUAAGCCAAAACGGUGAAAUCAGGAUAGGUCGAGAACUUCCAGAUGUGGACUCCUUAAGGCAAAAGAUUGUAAUUCUUGUAAAGGACAAUGGAGUCCCAGCCUUGUCAUCUACAGCUACUUUAAAUCUGGUUGUGGCAGAGAGCUUUCAACAAGUUGUGCCAGAGAUAAAAAAACAACCCAACUUGACAGACAUUUCAUCAAAUGCAACAUUCUACCUGGUGAUAGCUAUAGCUAUGAUUUCUGUUCUAUUUAUUGUGACAGUAAUGGUUACAAUUAUUCUUAAAUGCAGAAAAACAAGCUAUCCAGGAACAAACCUAGGAACAUAUAACAGAAAUGUGUAUCCUCAGUUCACUGUGGGUUGUCCUUCUGAGAUCAGCGAUACAAGUCUACCUUUUCCAUUCUCCUAUGAUGUGUGUGUAACUCUUGACUCAAAGCAAAAUGAAAUUGCUUAUCUCAGACCAGUCCAGAAUGUCCCCACAGACAAUCUCAUUGACACUGAUGAUUCAACAGCUGUGAAUAGUUUAACUCAAGAGAAUUUGCCUCAACACAAUUGUAUUCAGGUAUGUGAAACUAAAUGUUAUAUGUGUAAUAAGUUAUUUUCAUUCACAGACCAAAAAAGGUAAUUUGCCUGAUAAUACGUAUAUGCAUUGGUAGAUCCACAAACACACACUCACACUGCUCAAAG